AUUUAGAAUUGUCUAUAUAUUCUACCUGAUGAUAAUGAAGAAAACAUAACAAGCAUCAAACAAUGUCGAUCAAUAUCACUCCAUCUAUCACCAUUUUCUUUACCAUUUUAUUGUCUCUUCUACUUUCUUCCUCCUUUUCAUCAUCAUCAUACAAUGAUGAACAACCAGAUAUCUACAUUGUACAAGUCUCCAAACUAGACAAACCAUCCAUAUUUUCAUCCCACCUUGAUUGGUAUACUUCAGCACUUGAAUCUCUUCCUGCUCAUCUUUCUCUGUCGUCUCAUCCUCGAGAGGUUAUCGUCUAUACAUACAACCAUGCUAUUCAUGGUUUCUCUGCUAGACUCACACCUUCACAAGCCUCAUAUAUCCGCAGUUUCCCCGGAAUACGUUCAGUACUCCCUCAACAAAUUCGCCAAAUCCAGACGACACGUACUCCUAGUUUUCUCGGUCUGAAUCCAAACUCUGGUCUAUGGCCCGUGUCAGGAUACGGCAGUGAGAUCAUUAUUGGAGUUCUUGAUAGCGGAAUCUGGCCAGAAAGCAAGAGUUUCAAUGAGUCGGGUUUAACAAAUCCUCUACUGACGAAAUGGAGAGGUGUCUGUCAGACUACAUCUGAUUUUCCCGCGACUUCUUGCAACAAAAAGAUAGUCGGUGCUCGAUUUUUCAACAGAGGAAGUGUAUUAAGCAGUAAAGACUUGCAAUCACCAAGAGAUACAGAGGGACAUGGUACGCAUACAGCAUCUACGGCAGCUGGAUCUCUUGUUCAGAACGUUGGAUUCUAUAAUUAUGCUGUUGGAGACGUCAGAGGAAUGGCUACUAACGCCAGAAUUGCUAGUUACAAGGUGUGCUGGAGUACAGGAUGUGCUGACGCAGAUGUUGUUGCUGGAAUUGAUCAAGCCGUAGCCGAUGGAGUUGAUGUGAUUUCAAUGUCUCUUGGCGGAUCAGAAGGUGCGUAUUAUCUGGAUACGGUUACCAUUGCAGCGUUUGGUGCUGUAGAGAAAGGAGUACUAGUUUCUGCCGCUGCAAUGAAUGAACGUCCCAAUCCUUCCACAGCCAAUAAUCUCGCACCUUGGUUUCUAACUGUUGGAGCUUCUACAAUCGACAGGCAAUUUCCCUGUGAUGUGAUUUUAGGAGACGGCAGGACCUUCAGUGGUGUUUCAUUGUAUUCCGGCCAGUCUCUUGGAAACGUAAAAAUAGCUCUAGUCUAUGCUGGUGAUAUCGGUGGCGAAGUUUGCGAAGCAGGAAAGCUUAAUCCAACCCUAGCUACAGGAAAGAUUGUUCUUUGUGCUGGUGGAGAUAUCGUAGCCCAGGGAAAUGCAGUCAGAAUAGCUGGUGGUGUUGGAUUGAUUUCAGCAGAUGGACCGCAGAGAGGAGUGUCAGGAGAAGGAUUGAUGGCUCAUUCACCUACCAUUCCAGGAGCUAAGGUGAUCUUCCCCAACGCGCUUGCAAUUGUAGACUAUAUCAGAUCUCAACCAAACCCAGUAGCGUCACUCGUGUUCAGAGGAACUGUGCUGGGAUCGCCACCUUCAGCUCCUAAAGUUGCUGCGUUUUCAGGUCGUGGCCCAAACCAUUUAACACCAGAAAUUCUCAAACCAGACGUUAUCGCACCAGGUGUUAAUGUCUUGGCUGCUUGGACCGGAGCUGCUGGUCCAUCAGAUUUAGAUUUCGAUACUAGACGAGUCGCAUUCAAUAUAAUGUCUGGUACUUCCGUUGCGUGCCCUCACGUGAGCGGAUUAGCUGCAAUGAUUCGGAAGGUUCAUCCUAACUGGACUCCAGGUGCAGUCAAGUCUGCUCUUAUGACUACAGCUUAUAAUGUAGACAAUGGAGGUAAGCCAAUUACUGAUAUGGCUGAUGGUGGCAUUUCAAAUCCUUUCCAGCAUGGUGCUGGCCAUGUUGACCCCAACAAAGCCACAAACCCGGGCUUGGUAUACGACAUCCAGCCAAGUAAUUACGAUGCGUUCCUCUGCUCCCUUGGGUACAGUCAGACACAAAUAUCUCUUUUUGUCAAGAACAGGAUUGUGGAUUGCGCGUUAAACAAAUUGGCUGCAGGUCCGGGAGAUCUGAAUCUCCCAUCAUUCUCCGUUGUUUUCAAAACAUCCUUAGACUCAGUUGUCAAGUACAAGAGAGUAGUCACUAAUGUUGGAAGCCAGGCAGUUGCAAGUUACAGUGUGAAGGUUACCAGUCCACCUUCUGUUCAAAUCAGUGUCUCGCCAAGCGUACUUCAAUUCACCUCGACAAACCAAAAGUUGUCUUAUGAAGUCACAUUCACAAGCUUGAUUAAAAAUGAUCCUACUAAUGCUAAAAGUGAGUUUGGGGCGAUCGAAUGGAAUAAUGGUGUUUACAUUGUGCGCAGCCCUGUUGCUUUAGUCUGGAAAGCUUCUACUACCAUUUUGAUUUCUUCAUUUUGAUUGCUUGCUGCUGAUGCUGUAUGUAACUCACUGAAAUCGGUCGCCUAUGUAUGCUGUCCGAUAUAAAUAAAACUUGGCGGAAUUUUCACUUUA
Messenger RNA from Papaver somniferum (opium poppy), 2498 nucleotides. Its product is annotated as subtilisin-like protease SBT1.4. Gene Ontology annotation, biological process: proteolysis. The coding region runs from base 63 to 2405 and encodes 780 amino acids. Lineage: Eukaryota; Viridiplantae; Streptophyta; Magnoliopsida; Ranunculales; Papaveraceae. The transcript has a single exon. Gene Ontology annotation, molecular function: serine-type endopeptidase activity. The record is from RefSeq and is a predicted model, not a curated record.